AACUCCAUUUGCAACAUGUUCAAAUAUCUCCUGGUCGCCUUCUGCUGCUGCUUGGCCAGCGCUGCUGCUGCUCCUGGCUACUUGGGUGGCUUGGCUGCAGCUCCGGCUCUGUCUUUGGGCGCUGCCCCGGCCAUCUCCUAUGGCCACGCCUUGGCCGCACCUUCGAUUGCCUCGUAUGGUUUGGGCCCCAGGAUUAGCUACGCUGCGCCUGCCUUGGCUCAUGGCCCCGCUUUGUCUGCCUACGGCUUGGGUCCCAGGAUUAGCUAUGCUUCGCCAGCCAUUGCUCAUGCACCGCUUGGCCUGGCAGCCGCACCACUUGGCCUGGCCUCUCCACUCGGACUUGGCUACAGAUCGUAUGCUGCUGGUCCUGCCCUGAGCCUGGGUCAUGGCUGGUAGAGACUGCCACAUGGACGCCCAACCCCCGAUUGCUUUUCAUUUCGUUUGCACACAAAAUUUUUGAGAGAAAGUGA
Messenger RNA from Drosophila hydei, 470 nucleotides. RefSeq names its product cuticle protein 16.5. The coding region runs from base 16 to 396 and encodes 126 amino acids. The transcript has 2 exons. The record is from RefSeq and is a predicted model, not a curated record. Lineage: Eukaryota; Metazoa; Arthropoda; Insecta; Diptera; Drosophilidae.